CUAACAACAAAUCUCCGGUCGCCAUCUUGGAUACGAUCGUUUUGUUCGAAAGAUCAUUCGACUCGAGCGACUUCCCUUUUACAAAAGAGAUCACCAUAGACUUACCUCACUACCACAACAGCUACCACUGGGCCAGGUGUACUUGCGUGACCUUUCUUAUAGGGAACACUUCCAAAUCUCUAGGGGACUUAACAUCAAGAAUAAUGCUGAUGACCACCCCGUGUGAAGAUAAAGCUGUGACGAGUCCCUCGCUCAACGCCGUGGAUCAUGUGUCGACGCAGGGCGAGAGAUGUGUUGGGUGCGAGGCGAAGAUCGUGGAUCGGUACCUUGUGAAAGUGAGUGGUCGAGCCUGGCACACCAAGUGUUUAAAGUGCUGUCUCUGCUCCGAUGAACUUGGACGCGAGGCAACUUGCUACACGAAAGAUGGGAAGAUAUACUGCAAAGCGGACUACGCAAGGCAAUUUGGUACAAAAUGUGCGCGUUGCGGUCGCAGUAUUCACGCUAACGACUGGGUCCGUCGAGCCAAGAACUGUGUCUAUCAUCUCGCUUGCUUCGCUUGUGAUAACUGCAAGAGGCAGCUCUCAACCGGCGAGGAAUUUGCUCUAAAGGAUGGUCAUGUACUCUGCAAGCUCCAUUACCUAGAGGCGUUGGACACUUCACCCGCGGAAAGAGAUUACCAAGAAGUAUUCUCACCCGAUGUUGAUGGCGACGACUCUCCGAAUAGCCUGAAGAGCGGCCGACACAAGGCGAAGCGGGUCCGAACCACGUUCACAGAAGACCAACUACAGAUACUUCAAGCGAACUUUAACAUCGACUCGAAUCCCGACGGACAAGAUCUCGAGAGAAUAGCGCAACUUACGGGACUCAGCAAACGGGUCACGCAAGUAUGGUUCCAGAACUCGAGAGCGCGCCAAAAGAAAUACGGGACGCCGCUCUACAGCCCUGGUCAGCGGUCUGCGACGGCUGGGUACUAAGGAAGAACUAAACUAGGUUUGAAUUCGUCAUCAGCGGUACAAUCUGCAAUGUCAUGCGCAAUUCUCCGUUCUGCUUCAAGUGUCAAAAUGGUGAAAGUCCUCCCCCGAGGGCCACCUCGAUUAGAAGAAAUAGUAGGGAAAAAGCAUAUUAUAUCUAAAAAUGGAUCCCAUUUUAGCUUACAAUUGAACACAUAGUGUCUGACCACUUCCCUGUUUGGUCCUUUGCUCUGGAGGGUCUUUGUUAGCCGCCAUUUUGUCAUCCCAGCCAAUCACCAAGUGUGUGAAAACAUCGAUUUCCACCUGCCAUUUUGGAAUUCCUUUUCAAUAUUUUCAAUUAAAUUUGGCCAUUAAGGUGGCGCGCCGAGGUUGUUUUGGCUUAAACAGCUUUUACUAAGUUCCCUAUAUUAGACUCAUUUUCGGCUCGAUUUUCGUGAAUUUUUCAGAUUUUUUAAUACAUCUAUGCUUUGUCAGAUCCCGUAAGAUUCACACUUGUUUGAAAUCAAAUUAUAUUUUUUCAUGCAAGGUAAAUGGAAGCAAUUUUUUUAUAUUAAAAUAAAAAAAUCGAAUUCUGGGCGAUGAUUUUUUUUUCUAAAUUCACAGUAACACCUAACAAUACUCAAGCUUGAAGCACAGGAAUGUUUGGCUUAAAACUGACCUGUCAAACUUCGCGAUUGAUGAAUCUUUAUUUUACGCCAAAAUUGUCCUCGCAAUCUUUGAAAAAAUAAAUGCACUCUUGCCUACAAAGAUCCAUCCCCGAAUUUACGCCCCCUGCUAAGUCCACACCCUAAGGCAACUUGUGUGAGAGGGGCAAGAGGACCAGUGUUGCACAAGAAUAAAUUCCAGAUGGUCAAUUCGAGAGUGUUUUUAUUAAAAUAAUUUGAAAACGAAAGAAUUUUUUUCUUUUUCAACAUUUGAGCCCAAGCCGCGCCUCUUUUAAACUAUUACCCGACGCUAUGGCUAAAAUAGGCCUUACCGAAAGUACUUGCUUAAUGCAGUUGCAUGUCGAGCCUGCGUUUAUGAGAAACUAGAAUCGAAAGUUGAGGAUAUGAAUGCGCUUCAAACGAAGCCCACGCUAGUGUCACACAUGGUAAUCGACGAUAGCUGCCUUGUUUGUUCCACAUGUGACAAAGUUGCACGAGCGGAACUGAGAUCCCCUCUCACACAAGUUGCCUUAGGGUGUGGACUUAGCAGGGGGCGUAAAUUCGGGGAUGGAUCUUUGUAGGCAAGAGUGCAUUUAUUUUUUCAAAGAUUGCGAGGACAAUUUUGGCGUAAAAUAAAGAUUUAUCAAUCGCGAAGUUUGACAGGUCAGUUUUAAGCCAAACAUUCGUGUGCUUCAAGCUGGAGUAUUGUUAGGUGUUACUGUGAAUUUAGAAAAAAAAAAUCAUCGCCCAGAUUUCGAUUUUUUUAUUUUAAUAUAAAAAAAUUGCUUCCAUUUACCUUGCAUGAAAAAAUAUAAUUUGAUUUCAAACAAGUGUGAAUCUUGCGGGAUCUGACAAAGCAUAGAUGUAUUAAUAAAAUCUGAAAAAUUCACGAAAAUCGAGCCGAAAAUGAGUCUAAUAUAGGGAACUUAGUAAAAGCUGUUUAAGCCAAAACAACCUCGGCGCGCCACCUUAAAGUAUUAAAGUUUGUUCUCAGAUUAUUUCGAGAUUCACAUAAUUUGUAUUCAAAUAUCGAUUGAAAAACUACAACCAAGGUUUUGCUGACUAAGUCUCCUUAAGAAUAAACAACUACAAGUAUAUUUGGACCGUACUGACCUGUAACUAUGUUGAUGAUGCUUUAUAUUUAUGAAAUUCAAUAGAGAAUGAGCUGUAAAUAGUGAACAAAUAUUGAUAGCUGUGGCUGGAGUAUCGUCAUGAUCAUAUGACAAUGUGUCACGUGGCCAUAGUCAGGAAAUAUAGUUCACUAGUAAAUACUAUAAAAAUAUGUACAGAGAAAACAAAAUUAAAGCAAAAAUAAACAGUAACACAUGCAA
Molecule: messenger RNA, 2946 nt
Organism: Nematostella vectensis (starlet sea anemone)
Lineage: Eukaryota; Metazoa; Cnidaria; Anthozoa; Actiniaria; Edwardsiidae
Product: LIM/homeobox protein Awh
Exons: 6
Coding region: 204-974 (256 amino acids)
Biological process (GO): neuron differentiation; regulation of transcription by RNA polymerase II
Cellular component (GO): nucleus
Molecular function (GO): RNA polymerase II transcription regulatory region sequence-specific DNA binding; DNA-binding transcription factor activity, RNA polymerase II-specific
Source: RefSeq, a predicted model, not a curated record